AGAAGCAUGUUUUGUGACACAUCAUAAAUUCCUUUCCAUUAUGGCUUAUCAAACACAGGACUUGAUGUUUGGGGACUUCGAUACCCUGGACCAACAUGAACAGAAUAAUAUCAAAAAGAUUCUGUAUGGACCUAGAAGUUCAACUGAGGACAGGAAAGUGGAGUUCCCAUGGGAUGAGGCUGAAAUGUCCCAACCAGAUAUUGCCCAGGGAGGUGACCGGGUGAUUGCUACAGAAACAAACUCUGUAGUGAUGAAUAUGAACACAGGUCCCAUCGCCAAUUACCAACAAUUCCAUCCUGAAGGCCCUCCUCAACAGCAGUAUACACAGCCUAUGAAAAACAGCCAUGAACAGAUGAAUUCAGCCAAGUUUGAAGGAAACAGACAAACUUAUCAGGACAGUCAACAAAGUGAAGUUUAUGGAAACCAAUUUCCAAGGGAGGAUCCAAAUUACCAAGCUUCUGUUGAAUUUGGUUAUGAUCCCAAUCAGUCAGAAAUGUCCCAGGGUGGUGGUAAGCAACGUAGAAAUAAAAAGAAACGCCCUCCUGGUUAUUAUGAAAAGCUGGAGGAGGCAGAAAGGCAGUCACAGAAUGACAUUGUCCAAGGGAACGUUGGGAACUGGGCUGACAGUGCAGCUGGACAGGUCUCAUCUCAAAACUUUGAUUUCAUGCCUCUUAACUACCCGUCCGUACCUCCAGAGGUAAGACACAAUGAAUCACCUGUAGCUCAGCACACACAGCCUCCAUUCCAUGAUCAGAGACCUCCUGCAGUUGGCAUGGUUCAGGAGCAUCCCUACCCCCAACAAAACACCGCUCCCACUAUGGUCUACCCCCAACAGGCUAUUCAUCAAGGUUCCAUCCCUCAGCAGGGUCCGGCAAUGUUGGCCACAGAAAAUACCCCUGAUGCUAGAAAUGGAAGCUGUCUCCCACGAGAGGGGGCCCAUAUGGGGAUAGUGGAUCCCCCACAAGUCGUACGAGAAGCCUCACUCCCAAGGGAGGGGGCACACAUGGGUGUAAUGGACCAAUCCCAAACAUAUCAUCAAAGUUCUAUCCCAGGUCGUGGCCAGCCACCACCCAUGGGUAACAUGGCUCUGGGAUCAUAUCCCAUUCCUGCCCAGCAGAGUAUCAACAGAAACAUGAGUGGUAUUCCACCAUCACAUCAGAAUUCAGCUGUAAAUCAGUAUGCAUACAGUUCAUCUCCACAGGCCACCCAUCAGAUGGACCAGAGUGGCCAUAAUGUUUCACCGGAAAAUUUGUCCACAUCUUCUCUCCCACCACAGAUUGCCAAUCCACAGGUUGCCCCACAUCUGACACAUCCACCUGUGGAUCAACAUGAACUGGUGGGGAAAGUGUCACACCAACUGUCUGAUCUCAGUGUGUCACAAAACACAAGGGGAGACAACCCUAACUAUGCACAUCCUCCUCCUCAUCCUCAUCAAGUUCCACAGACCGGCAAUGUUGUCCAUGAUUCUAACCAUGGUACCCCUGUCAUGGACAACAUUUCUGCUGGAUCUAAUACAGGUGUACAUGUAAACAGACCCCCCGGCUUUAAUGUUUCUCCUUCUCCUCAUAACCCUCCUGUGGCAGCUGCAAUUUCAUUAAAUUCCAUGGAUUUAAAUAAACAAGACAAUUACAAUAAGCAGACCACAUCACAGAGGAUGCAGGUCAAUGAACAAGUGGUGCCACCCAAUGAACAAAAUAGUGAAAAUAUUCGAGUCGCUGAAUCUGAUCACCAAGUCAUUGAACCAAUUCACCAAGUUCGCGAAUCUUAUCUCCAAGUCAGUGAUUCUGUUCAUCAAAACACACCAGAACCAAGUGUGAAUAGUACUGUAGUUAAUGACGCUAGUGAAGUAAACACAUCUCAACAAGGGAGUGGUGAUCUGAAGCUCGCAAACGAAAGUGAUCCUAGUCGACCUGUUCAGUCCGAACAGCCAAAACCUGCUAUGGCGUUUUCAUGGGCAGGACUUUUCAAAAAUGUGACCCCACCAGCAACAGGUACCGUUCCCUAUAGUGUAACACAUGUGGAAAACACACCUCCUCCGCCGGAGGUAAAGCAACAUGUGACAAAAGACGUUAGUGUACCCAGUGGUCCAGUAAGGGCAGAGGAUGAUAAACUGGCAACCAGUUUUGGAGAGGCCUUAAGCAACUUGAGAGUGAGUCAUGUCCAGGUUGGACUGACCCCACGUGGACUGGUCAACCGUGGCAACUGGUGUUACAUCAAUGCUACACUUCAGGCUUUAAUAGCCUGUCCUCCAUUUUGUGACCUACUGCGCAGAAUGCCUAAGUACAACAGAGAGGAGAGGGGAGCCAGUAGUACUCCAGUGUUAGAUUGUAUGGUGGAGUUUGUGAACGAGUUCUCGCCAUACGCCAGAAAUACUGACAGAGGACCACAUAAAAACCGUAAGCCAUUUCAAGAUAUCACACAGGGGAAGGAGUUUGAGCCAGUCAAUGUCUACAAGAUGUUACAAGUAAUGCAGGCUAACCAGACAUUUAGGCUGGGGCGACAGGAGGAUGCUGAAGAAUUCCUUAGCUGUAUCCUUGAUGGACUACAUGAGGAGAUGGCUUCGGUCAUACAACUGGUCAACGGUAGCCAAGACUCUACACCAGAAGCAGAGGCUAAUGGUUUUGAACCGGAGGAAGACGCAGAAUCUGAGAUGUCGGAGGACUCCUGGGAACAAGUUGGACCGAAAAAGCGCAGUGCCCUUACACGCAAGGCUAUGUUUUCAAAGAGUCCUAUAGCUGAUAUUUUUGUUGGCUAUAUGAGGUCAGCCGUGUUUAAAUCAUCAGCCAAGGAAUCAGCCACCCUCCAACCAUUCUUCACCCUUCAGCUGGACGUACAGACAGACAAGGUGUACAGUGUUAAGGACGCCCUGGAGGGAUUAGUAAUAAAGGAAUCCAUCAGUGGUUACACCUGUACCAAGACAAAGCAGGAGUUGGAAGUUGCCAAGAAAGUUACUCUGGAAGAACUCCCACCUGUACUUGUCAUGCACCUCAAGUAUUUUGUUUUCGACAAAGAUGGUGGAUGUCAGAAACUGCUCAAAAAGAUUGAGUACCCUAUAGACCUGGAAAUCACCAGAGAUCUACUUUCCCCAAAUGUCAAAUCAAAGCUCCAACUUCACCAGAGAUCUUACAAACUCUUUGCAGUCGUGUUCCACCAUGGCAAGAUGGCUACUGGGGGUGGCCAUUACACAACUACAGUAUUCCAUCCUGCCAUCAAUGGCUGGAUCAGCAUAGACGAUAAUAUUGUGAGGCCUGUAGGCCUACAGUUUGUUCUCAAGUACAAUCCUCCCCGUGUUCCAUAUCUCCUGUACUAUCGACGCACAGACGUUCACUAGGCAGCUCACCCCCAUCUCUUUUCACUGCCACACUGCCAGUCAAAUUAUUUACCCAGCGUCAUUCCAACGGGAUAGGAGGACGCUGUAAAUCUUCACUGUAAAUCAUCACCGACUUUAUUACUCACAAGACUAUCACUUGUGUAAGACACUGGAGUGAUUAUCUAAAUAACAAAAUCAAAAAUUGUAGGAAGAGAAACUGAAGGGGCAAUUUUGAAACCAGACUGCAGUUUAAUUUAUCAAAAAUGUGAUGAUAAUAUGUGUGUGGAUAAUAGGACAGAACUUGUGAGCAGCAUAUAGUUAGGAUAGAUGAACAAAAGGACAGAACCUGUUAGUAGUGUGUUAAGGAAGGAUGGACAAACAGACAGAACAUGUGAAUGUGUGUUAAGGAAGGAUGGACAAACAGACAGAACCUGUGAAUGUGUGUUUAGGACAGAUGGACAGAUUAUUAUCGAAUAUUUCUACACCUACAUUGACUUGAUCAGUACUGAUGCAUGGUGACAUUCUUCAAGACAGAAUCACAUGAACAAAAGGUGUUUGUGUUGGUCUUUAGAAUAAACAACUAAAAGCAAAUGUAUUUAUUGGAGUGUUGAUAUUAAUACGAUGUAGACUUUGUUAAAUGUAUGAAUCUUUUUUCACAGUUUCAAAUUUUACAGUGAGACAAUAGCUGACCUAAAAUAGCAAGAAAGAUAAAUUGGCUAUUGUCCUGGUCCUGGUAUGUUCUUAUUGAUUGACAAAUGUUCACCAGAGGAGCAGACAUGUGAGGUGAUAUAAGUGAUACAGAUGAUGUACCUGUGGUAUGAUGUAGAGAAUAGGAAAACUGAUAUAGUUUAUAUUUUGAAUGAAAACUUGUAUCUAGUGGAUACCUGUGUAAAUUUACUUUUACAGAAAUUGUAUUUAAUCUGCAAGAAGCCUAGAGGACAAAUAUAAAAUCUCAAAAGAAGUGAGAUGGUCUUGUCACAAGUCAACAGAAUCGUAUAAUUGUUUGCCUUUCUGUAACAUUGAUGGACUGACUUAUUGACCGACAUGGGCCUGCUGCGGUAUAGAUAUAAGCGCACUACGAGAUGUUGUGAUAGAUACAAUAUGCCUUAUGUUUGUUUGCUUUGAAUGAAUAAGAUAUGAUUGUGCCUGGGAGAAAUCUACGAAAUUAGUGGA
Ylistrum balloti is the source of this 4483-nucleotide messenger RNA. Its product is annotated as ubiquitin carboxyl-terminal hydrolase 10-like. The coding region runs from base 41 to 3331 and encodes 1096 amino acids. The transcript has 15 exons. Gene Ontology annotation, molecular function: cysteine-type deubiquitinase activity; cysteine-type endopeptidase activity. The record is from RefSeq and is a predicted model, not a curated record. Gene Ontology annotation, cellular component: nucleus; cytosol. Gene Ontology annotation, biological process: regulation of autophagy; DNA damage response, signal transduction by p53 class mediator; protein deubiquitination. Lineage: Eukaryota; Metazoa; Mollusca; Bivalvia; Pectinida; Pectinidae.